AGCACAAUCCCAAAGAAAAUCAUAGCAGGCUUCUUUAUAGAAAUUAACAAACUGGUUAUAAGAUUUAUAUAGUUGUGCAAAGGGCCUAGGAUAGCCAAAACAAAGAAGAACAAAAUUGGAGGCCGCAUAUUGCCUGAUUUCAAGAAUUACUAUAAAGCUUUGGGAAUCAAGACUGUGUGGUAAUGUCAAGAUAGACAUAUAGAGAGACCGUGUGUUUCCAAAAUGGCGGCAGCGAUGGAUGUGGAUACCCCGAGCGGCACCAACAGCGGCGCGAAGCGCUUUGGAGUGAAAAAGUGGAAUGCAGUAGCCCUCUGGGCCUGGGAUAUUGUGGUUGAUAACUGUGCCAUCUGCAGGAACCACAUUAUGGAUCUUUGCAUAGAAUGUCAAGCUAACCAGGCAUCCGCUACUUCUGAAGAGUGCACUGUUGCAUGGGGAGUCUGUAACCAUGCUUUUCACUUCCACUGCAUCUCUCGCUGGCUCAAAAUACGGCAGGUGUGUCCGUUGGACAACAGAGAGUGGGAAUUCCAAAAGUACGGGCACUAGAGAGAGAAUUCUUCCAUCGAGCUCAACUGUUCUGUUAUUCAUUUAAUGACUUGCCCUCCUGUUACUUAAUUAUAAAUUAGAUAGAACCCUGUCUUUUCUGCUUUGUCUUUUUAGUUUGCUAUUCCCACAGCCAUAUUGUAUUCUGUGUCAAAUAAAAUCCAGUUGGAUUCUAAAA
This is a messenger RNA of Neogale vison (American mink), 718 nucleotides long. Its product is annotated as E3 ubiquitin-protein ligase RBX1-like. NCBI's taxonomy places the organism in Eukaryota, Metazoa, Chordata, Mammalia, Carnivora, Mustelidae. Gene Ontology annotation, cellular component: cullin-RING ubiquitin ligase complex; nucleus. The record is from RefSeq and is a predicted model, not a curated record. The coding region runs from base 223 to 543 and encodes 106 amino acids. Gene Ontology annotation, molecular function: cullin family protein binding; zinc ion binding; ubiquitin protein ligase activity. The transcript has a single exon. Gene Ontology annotation, biological process: ubiquitin-dependent protein catabolic process; protein ubiquitination.